AUGAUGCGCUUUAUGUAUUGCUUCCAUGUUCCUGAUAACUUCUUAUUUCUAUACUCUUUCUCGUCUUCGUGGCGCCCUUGGGGUGACCGGCGGCUGUACGGUGGCAGGGUGAAGCGCUUCAAUCUCAGAAGAAGAGGAUCACCAAUGACAAAGGCUGAGAUGCGGCCUCCUUUCCUGAAAUACUUCGUGCCCUUGGACCUUGCGACUCAACAUCACACAAGCCGCCUAUCUGCUUUUGGGAAUCUUUCAUUCGUACUUAUUGCAGCAGUGGUGACCUUAGCCUUUGCGGACAGGGAUGCGCUAGUGUCUUCCAGAGGCAUCCUAUACGAUAUGAAUGAGGUCCCUGACUGCGCCAUUCGCUCUAUAUACGGAACCUGGGCGAGAAAUACUUUAUUGGAAAUCUCGCUCACAUUCUUUGGGCGGGCGGUGUCUAUUCUUCAGGCCUUUCCCAAGUUUGAUGGAAGCGACAGAGCUUGCCUUCAACAAAUUCUUCUACUGAGUCCUUUACAAGUAUUUGCCCUGGCGGCUGCCAUAAUGCCCCAUAGUGCUAGGCAUGUUAUCUAUACAGUAGCUACCCUAUGCACUAGCGGCGCUACCAGUGCGCCAAAGACAGAUUUUCAUUUACUGUAUAGUGGACAAAGACUAUAUAAUCGCCUCUGGACUAAG
Trichoderma virens Gv29-8 is the source of this 666-nucleotide messenger RNA. RefSeq lists its product as uncharacterized. Lineage: Eukaryota; Fungi; Ascomycota; Sordariomycetes; Hypocreales; Hypocreaceae. The record is from RefSeq and is a predicted model, not a curated record. The transcript has 9 exons. The annotation marks the transcript as partial.